CCACUGAAUAACAUCUGAUUUAAGAGGAAAAUGGAGAUAAGUCUGUUGUUUCAGAGCCUGAAACCUGAGCAAAUAAAAGGUACAAAACCGACUGUUCAUCAGAGACACGGAUAAUCGACAAAAUAAGAAGUUAAAUGUGUUUUUAUUCUUUUGUUUUCGCGGGAAAUACGAGCCUAUGUUCCCGUGUUGUUUGAUAAUUCAACACCUUAUUUUACGCUUAAAACAAUUGUGUACUUUUUAUUUCGAAUCCCUUAAAAUACAAGUGAUGCCUCCAAAUGUUGAGUAAAAUGAACGUGAUGUUAAAAAUUAUUAUUUGGGCGCAAAUUUCCGAUUACAGACAAUAACAACAGCAGUUGGCGCCAGCGGGAAACAACCCGGAAACGCUAUAGUUGAUCGUUCCAGAUAUUUUAAUGUCAUUAUGAAUAAAACAGGCAUUUAUACUGUUUAAUAACAGCUUUGCGUUCAGCUCUGCACAGCCAGAUAUUAACUAUACAAACUAAAAUAUAAAGAUAAAAACGUGCCUACAAGAAAACUUUAAAAUGUAAGUUGAUUUACAUUAAAAAAUAAAGACAAAGCUGAAAACUCUUCGUUGUUACUGAACUUUCUAAAUUGUGUACUAUUCUGUCUUAUAGUUCUUCUUGCAUGUUGUAGAACUACAGUUUCAGAGGUGGAAGUCACUAAGUACAUUUACUCAGGUAUUGUACUUAAAUAAACAUUGGAGGUAAGAGUACUUUACCGGAGUGUUUCUGUGAUACAUUACCUUGUACUACUUAAAAGGUUUACAUAUUUCCUUUUCUUUAAAGGAAAUUAUAAAUGGGUUGUUUUAACCUGGUAGUUUAACUUAUAAACAGUCGUCUAAAUUAAACAGGCUUAUUACACUGUUGCAGUUUCGACACGACUUAUAGCUUCAUGGCAGUAUUUUAUAAUCACCGUUUAAAGGUUUUUAACGUAAAACUAAGACGUGUUUCAGUCGGAAUCAGACAGGUUGUGUAACAUCGUUUUUCAGGCAGUUUUGUAACCUCAACAAAGACGUUUUGAUUCCCGGCAGCUGCUCUGUCAGCACGUGAUCUCUACUCGCCACCCCAUUGGCCCCGUGUCAGCGUCAGUUUAAAGAGCCAACACGAGCGGCUUUCCUAUUGGCCGGCUGCGUUCUGGCGCCAUUAUUUGACUAUAAAGUGGAGCGGAGAGCAGCAGGAGCCGCUCAGUCUCUCUCAGCUGCUUUUAACUUUUAUCUCCGUAACUUAUUUCAUUUUAAUCAGUAAAAUGCUUUCUCCUCGCGCUCCUCUCUCCGGGAAGAAUCGGAACUCUCUCAGCAGUGAGGUUAACAAGAUGUCCCUGGACAAAGAAAACACGCCUCCGAGCCUGAACAGCACGCGCAUCCUAGCGUCUAAAACCGCGCGGAAAAUCUUCUCCGAUUCUGAGCCCAAAGCCGUGAAGAAGAGUAGCGAGGAAGAGGAGCCGCUGCUGAAGGAGAAUCCUCGCCGCUUCGUCAUCUUCCCCAUCCAGUACCACGACAUCUGGCAGAUGUACAAGAAGGCCGAGGCGUCUUUCUGGACGGCGGAGGAGGUGGAUCUGUCCAAAGACGUGCAGCACUGGGAGUCUCUGAAGGACGACGAGAGGUUCUUCAUCUCUCACGUGCUGGCCUUCUUCGCCGCCAGCGACGGCAUCGUCAACGAGAACUUGGUGGAGCGCUUCACACAGGAAGUGCAGGUGACGGAGGCCAGGUGUUUCUAUGGUUUCCAGAUCGCCAUGGAGAACAUCCACUCAGAGAUGUACAGCCUCCUCAUCAACACUUACAUCAAGGAGCCCACCGAGAGAGAGUACCUGUUUAACGCAGUGGAGACGCUGCCCUGUGUGAAGAGGAAGGCUGACUGGGCCAUCCACUGGAUCGGGAACAAGAGCGCCAACUUCGGAGAGCGCGUGGUGGCCUUCGCCGCCGUGGAGGGGAUCUUCUUCUCAGGUUCCUUCGCUGCCAUCUUCUGGCUGAAGAAGAGGGGCCUGAUGCCCGGCCUGACCUUCUCCAACGAGCUCAUCAGCCGGGACGAGGGUCUGCACUGUGACUUUGCCUGUCUGAUGUUCAAACACCUGCUGAACAAACCUUCUGAGGAGACCGUCAGUGACAUCAUCAGGGACGCCGUGGCCAUCGAGCAGGAGUUCCUGACGGAGGCUCUGCCCGUCAAGCUGAUUGGGAUGAACUGCGACCUGAUGAAGCAGUACAUCGAGUUUGUGGCCGACCGACUGAUGCUGGAGCUCGGCUUCACCAAGAUCUACCGCGCGGAGAACCCCUUCGACUUCAUGGAGAACAUCUCCCUGGAGGGCAAGACCAACUUCUUCGAGAAGCGCGUGGGCGAGUACCAGAGGAUGGGCGUGAUGUCGGGAACCAGCGACAACACCUUCAGGCUGGACGCAGACUUCUGAGAGACCGGCCCCCAUCAGGAGGCUCUGGGGUGGGGGGGGGCGCUCCAGGAUUUAACGUGGAUCUCCACUGUCUGAUGGGACACUAGAGGAGGCUCUGCAGGAGCAUGGACUGUGGGGACCUGAGGGGGUUCAAUGCGGGCUCUGGGAGGAGGAGCAGAACUUUUAACUUUUUAUAGAAGCUGCUAUAUUAGUAGUUUUAUAUACGGACCUGAUGUGUUUUAGUUAGGUUUUGUACAGAUUUGUAAUAAAAAUGAAAUGCAAUGCCC
Messenger RNA from Eleginops maclovinus (Patagonian blennie), 2684 nucleotides. Its product is annotated as ribonucleoside-diphosphate reductase subunit M2-like. Gene Ontology annotation, cellular component: cytosol. The coding region runs from base 1264 to 2418 and encodes 384 amino acids. NCBI's taxonomy places the organism in Eukaryota, Metazoa, Chordata, Actinopteri, Perciformes, Eleginopidae. Gene Ontology annotation, molecular function: ribonucleoside-diphosphate reductase activity, thioredoxin disulfide as acceptor. The record is from RefSeq and is a predicted model, not a curated record. The transcript is spliced from 10 exons. Gene Ontology annotation, biological process: deoxyribonucleotide biosynthetic process.